Pollicipes pollicipes is the source of this 831-nucleotide messenger RNA. RefSeq names its product serine/threonine-protein kinase ATR. The record is from RefSeq and is a predicted model, not a curated record. Gene Ontology annotation, molecular function: protein serine/threonine kinase activity; protein binding. Bases 1 to 831 code for a protein of 276 amino acids. Gene Ontology annotation, cellular component: nucleus; chromosome. Gene Ontology annotation, biological process: DNA damage checkpoint signaling; DNA repair; telomere maintenance. NCBI's taxonomy places the organism in Eukaryota, Metazoa, Arthropoda, Thecostraca, Pollicipedomorpha, Pollicipedidae. The transcript is spliced from 6 exons.
AUGGAGUUCAACACGCUGGUGAACCGGCAUCUGACGCGGCACGGCGAGGUGCCGAACCUGAGCGGUAUGCGCCAGGUGCUGCUGAGCCAGUACCGGCAGCGGGGCGGUAUGAUGACCAACGCCGAGCUGAAGCAGACUGCGGCGCAGCUGGACGACUCGCUGGAGAGGAAGCGGGCGAUAUUUACGGAGAAGUUGCUGCCGCGACACCCAGCCGUGCUGGGCGGCUGGCUCCGGGCCACCUUCCCUGACCCGCAAGCCUGGUACGCGGCCCGUCUCAACUACGCCCGGACGGCCGCUGUGAUGUCCAUGAUCGGCUACAUCCUGGGUCUGGGCGACCGCCACGGCGAGAACAUACUGCUGGACUCCUCCAGCGGCGACUGCGUCCACGUGGACUUCAACUGCCUCUUCAACAAGGGGGAGCUGUUUGACUGGCCGGAGCGGGUGCCGUUCCGCCUGACCCACAACAUGGUGGACGCCCUCGGACCGACCGGUGUCGAGGGGGUGUACCGGACAGCCUGCGAGGUCACCAUGUCCGUGAUGCGCCAGCAGCAGGACGCGCUGAUGUGCGUGCUGCGCCCGUUCGUGCACGACCCCCUGGUGGAGUGGAGCAAACAGGAGCGCAAGACCAGGGACGUCGGCGAGAUCGUCAACGAAAAGGCUCAAGCGCACGUGGGAGACAUCGAGCAGCGGCUGCGGGGGCAGGUGCGCUCGAAGCUGAAGCCGGUGCCGAUCCCGCUGUCGGUGGCGGGUCAGGUCAACUACCUGAUCGAGGAGGCCACCAGCGUCGACAACCUCUGUCAGAUGUACAUCGGCUGGGCGGCUCACUUCUGA